Messenger RNA from Loxodonta africana (African savanna elephant), 1064 nucleotides. RefSeq names its product E3 ubiquitin-protein ligase RNF168-like. The record is from RefSeq and is a predicted model, not a curated record. Gene Ontology annotation, biological process: double-strand break repair. Gene Ontology annotation, cellular component: site of double-strand break; nucleus. The coding region runs from base 143 to 835 and encodes 230 amino acids. NCBI's taxonomy places the organism in Eukaryota, Metazoa, Chordata, Mammalia, Proboscidea, Elephantidae. The transcript has a single exon. Gene Ontology annotation, molecular function: ubiquitin-protein transferase activity; nucleosome binding.
CAUUUGAUGCUCCUAAUUCCUGAAUUCGGGUACGCUGCUGAGCACACUGUUCAAGUUCAGAACUGUUUACUUCCUCAGUAGUUCCGCCGAAAAUAUGAUGGCUUUUCGUUCCGGUGUUGAUGUGGAAUAGCCUUCUUAGCUUAUGAAAAUGGCCGUGCCUGCAGACGCCGUCCCUUCGUUGUUGCAGUGCCAGUGCCAGAUAUGCCUGGAAAUCCUAUUUGAACCUGUAACGCUGCCGUGUAACCACACAGUCUGUAAUCCGUGCUUUCAGUCGACUCUUGAAAAGGCCAAUUUAUGCUGUCCCUUCUGUCGCCGCCGGAUCUCUUCGUGGGCCCGCUAUCAUACCCGAAGAAAUUCCCUUGUCAAUAUGGAACUGUGGGAAACAAUUCAGAAAUACUACCCAAAAGAAUGCGAGCUUAGAGCCCGUGGACAAGACGCAGGGGAAAUCAUUGAUGACUGUCAGCCAGUGCGCGUACUAAGUUUGCCUGGCGAAUUAAGAAGAGAGUAUGAGGAAGCGGUGAGGAAGAUGGAGGCAGAGCGUCGAGCUCAACAGGAAGAAGAAAGCAAGGCAAGCGAAGAAUAUAUAAAGAAAUUAUUGGCGGAGGAGGAAGAAGAGGAAAAAAGGGAACAAGCAGAAAAAAGGAAAAGAAAAACGGAAGAGCAACGGAAAAGGGCUGAACAACUGGCAGGAAAACUAACUGUUAACGUUAACAGACUCUGUGAGGGAAGUAACUCCGCUUCUCCCUCAAAUUCCAGAAGAUCUAAUGUGGUCGUAAUCAAGCCACGAAAGAAAAGUAAGAGCUAUCAAAGAAUGUGUGUAGGAAAGGGAAGUUAAGGAAAUGUGUAAGGUAUUAAAUCAGAGUAUGUAAAACAUAAAGGAAAUAACACUCAUGAUUGUGUAAAAUAUUCCUGACAUUUUAUACCACUUUAUUACCUAAUUCACAUAAAAACACUGAGGAAAUGACUCUCACAUUGAGUGUUACACUUGAGGAUAAUGAAUCUCACAUUGAUUCACUAACUUGUCCAACAUCACACAGUGAAGUAGUUUAGAAACAGUGUCAUAA